GAAGUGCCCCUGCUCACCGCGUCGGCUUGACGUCAGCGCGCGGCGGCGGCAGGAGGGAGCGGCUGUGGUCGAGCGGCGUUCACGGACAGCGGGAGAGAGAGCGACGCGCGGCGGAGCGGACGGGUGGAUGACUGCAGACAGACGGUCAGGAUGCGUGAAUACAAGCUGGUUGUUUUAGGAUCAGGAGGCGUCGGGAAGUCAGCUCUGACUGUCCAGUUCGUUCAGGGAAUCUUCGUGGAGAAAUACGACCCGACGAUAGAGGACUCCUACAGGAAGCAAGUGGAGGUGGACGGUCAGCAGUGCAUGCUGGAGAUCCUGGACACAGCAGGAACAGAGCAGUUCACCGCCAUGAGAGACCUGUACAUGAAGAACGGCCAGGGCUUCGCUCUGGUUUACUCCAUCACAGCUCAGUCCACCUUCAACGAUCUGCAGGACCUCAGAGAGCAGAUCCUCAGAGUGAAAGACACAGAAGACGUUCCCAUGAUCCUGGUUGGAAACAAGUGCGACCUGGAGGUGGAGCGCGUGGUGGCCAAGGAGUCCGGCAUCGGCCUCGCUCGCCAGUGGAACUCCUGCGCCUUUCUGGAGACUUCCGCCAAGAGCAAGAUAAACGUGAAUGAGGUGAGAGCCCCCCCGAACCACCACUCCUCCUCACGCUCCUCCUUUUCUGCCCCGAUCUUCUACGACCUCGUCCGACAGAUCAACCGGAAGAGUCCCGUUCCAGGAAAACCUCGCAGAAAGUCCACCUGUCAGCUUCUCUAAUGACAGUUUUCACUUGACCGACAACCUACAAACCAACCAAUCACAGGACAUCUUCCAGCUGACCACGCCCCCUUUAACAUGUCAUCAUCAACAUCAGCCACCUCUCUCUCCACUACCAUGACGACCACUUCUCCCCCCCCCCCUCACCAUGCCGUCUAAUGGAGACUGUUGCCUUGGAAACAUAAAAACCAAACAUCAAAAGACUGCGGUGAUGAUGAUGAUGAUGAUGAU
Menidia menidia (Atlantic silverside) is the source of this 990-nucleotide messenger RNA. NCBI's taxonomy places the organism in Eukaryota, Metazoa, Chordata, Actinopteri, Atheriniformes, Atherinopsidae. The record is from the annotation of a GenBank genome assembly.